AUGGGUAUCAAAGGAAUGAAUAAUAAAAAUAUAAGCAAAGAUUGCUUAGGUCUUCGUUUGCGAGUCAACGGCCUGCAUCAAACCUGGAAGUGGCUGCACCAAACCAUUGCCCUCCACGAAUACCUUAUCUCUGUUACUUCGGCAGAUUCUGCAAGAACAAAGCAGCAAUCUUUUGCAAAUUUUUAGAUUAGAAAGUACUAUAUUAUACUACACCAAAUAAAAAAUAGUACUAAAAAACCCUCAAAUAGAAAAACUUAUUAUAUUUUUUUUAUUGAAUGCCUGGCAUUGCUCUGAAUUUUGUUACAAAGUAAACCCAUACACUUAAGAAAUUGCUUUAUAGAUACUAUACGCAAACAAACGAGUUGUGCGCCGUUGUAUUAGUGAGUGUUCAUUUAUUAUAGACUUCAAAGUGAUAAAAAAAGAUACAAAAACAAACGAAAAAACAAUAAAAAACGAACCUAACCCUUAAAUAAAAAAGUUAAACCAAUUCAAACUAAUUACAUAAAAUAA
Molecule: messenger RNA, 510 nt
Organism: Episyrphus balteatus (marmalade hoverfly)
Lineage: Eukaryota; Metazoa; Arthropoda; Insecta; Diptera; Syrphidae
Exons: 1
Coding region: 1-186 (61 amino acids)
Source: RefSeq, a predicted model, not a curated record